AGGUCCCUCAGGAGAUCGUGGAUGGCGCACCGUUUUAUGUUUCGAGUACUGCCCCACUUACGAACCAAGAUUAGAUUUCUGAGGACGAGUUCAUUUAGCAACUCUCGUCUUCCUCUAAAUUCACGAUCGAGCUUAAAUUUUCUAAAACGUGUUUCCAGUUUUCACGUUUCUGUUCAGACUUUGCUAGGAGUCCCCCGAUCACGACAAUUGACAAUGGAAGGCCUCUACAGUUCCUGGCAAUCUCCUUCCCAAUCUCUUCCAAUUCCGGCGGACACCCUUGUUCCUGAAACACACACCUACGCAGGAGAUUCCAACUUUCGUCCAUCUCCAGAAACCUCAUCUGAAUGUAAUCUGGGCCAUCCAGCUGCAAAGCCACAUUCGAUAGCCUACGCUUCACCCCAUCCCACGCGUCCGUACCCCAAAUGUCAUCCAUCACAAUCAGAUACCGUCGGCCGUAUAAGCUUUGAUACAGUUUUUGUCCUAAUUCUUCAUAUUCGCUGUCCUCACUCCCCAUGGUUUUUUUCAAACAGUCAAGGACUUGUAACAAAAUCUUUUUCGAAUCAAAUUCUUGAGAGACUGUAG
Molecule: messenger RNA, 582 nt
Organism: Striga asiatica
Lineage: Eukaryota; Viridiplantae; Streptophyta; Magnoliopsida; Lamiales; Orobanchaceae
Source: the annotation of a GenBank genome assembly